AUGUCGAAUGAGAUGGCCCCUGGGUUACAAGCUGUAUACGUUGCAUACAACUUGGAAGAAAAAGGGAAAUUCGCCAAGCAACGCGCUAGGCAACGGUUCAAUCGUUUCCGGUUGGAGGCGACCGCCUGUGGAUUUCUUCGGUUCCCGAAGAAGUCUAGCCCGGGUGGCUUUCAACUCUUACUCAAGUUACCUCGAACGCACGUGUUACAGAACUCGAAAACCUGGUCGAACUUCGAGAAGGACAUUCUUUCCAAAUAUAAUCGUGUUGACUCGGCCGAGCUGAAGGCUCUCAAAGAGAGGAUCACUACACUAGAAAAGGAACGCGAUGAGAUCAAAACAGAAUAUGACAGUGCUGUUGCCGAACGCGAUGAGGCGCGAACCGCUCUACAGAAGCAUGUUGAUGAUCUUUCUACCGUCAUCAAGAAUGCCAAAGCAGAACAAAAGACUGUGCUUGAGACUCAGUUCAAGGAGGUCCUCCGAAAGAAUCGGACGAUAUUGGUUGAGAGAAAGGCUGAGCUCGAUGCCGCGCUAGCUGAAAAAGUGGUUCUGCAGAAAGAACUGGACUCUGCCAAAGCACAACUUGCUGUUGCAUCAGCUCAAGGAGGUCCUCCGAAAGAAUCAGACGGUAUUGGUUGA
Molecule: messenger RNA, 636 nt
Organism: Exophiala spinifera
Lineage: Eukaryota; Fungi; Ascomycota; Eurotiomycetes; Chaetothyriales; Herpotrichiellaceae
Exons: 4
Coding region: 1-636 (211 amino acids)
Source: RefSeq, a predicted model, not a curated record